Messenger RNA from Oncorhynchus masou masou (cherry salmon), 3816 nucleotides. Its product is annotated as cysteine/serine-rich nuclear protein 1-like. The coding region runs from base 264 to 2057 and encodes 597 amino acids. Gene Ontology annotation, cellular component: nucleus. The record is from RefSeq and is a predicted model, not a curated record. Gene Ontology annotation, molecular function: DNA-binding transcription factor activity, RNA polymerase II-specific; sequence-specific DNA binding. The transcript has 5 exons. Gene Ontology annotation, biological process: regulation of transcription by RNA polymerase II. NCBI's taxonomy places the organism in Eukaryota, Metazoa, Chordata, Actinopteri, Salmoniformes, Salmonidae.
GAAGCAGCGUGGGCUGGCCUGUCUCUGUGUCACCGCCUGCGUCACAUGCCAGGAGGGGGUUCUCCAGUGACGAUAAGGCCGCGUAGCGGAGCAGUCAGCCACAGACAAGGGGAAGAAAGGCUGUGGCUGGUACGGACGGCGCUGUCUGGCUGCAAUAGAAACAAAAGCGAGCGGUCUGUUCGAGCAUAAAGCGGAAUUGUGUCCCUUGGAUUAUACAUCGUUACUCUAAUGGUGAUCGGAUACCUGGGUUAUUGAUCAGGUCUAUGCUAGCUAGCACCAUGAGCGGUCUACUGAAGAGGAAGUUUGAGGAGGUCUAUGAGGACCAGUGCUACUCCUCGCCCUCCUCCCUGUCGUCCUCAGCCUACUCUGGGUGGGACUCGGAGGGCGAGAGCUGCUACUCAGACACCCUUGACUCAACACCCAGCAACCCUGGCUCUCCAGACACGCACUACAACACCAAGUCCAUCCUCAAGAAAGCUAAGCGUGAACGGUUAGUGCGGGGCAACGUGACCUUUGACACGGUGACAGUGUUUGUCUUCCCACGGUGCCAGGGCUUCAGCAGCGUGCCCAGUAGGGGGGGCUGUUCCCUGGGCAUGACGCAGCGCCACAGCGCCCUGCGCAGGUACACCCUGGACGAGUACGCUGUGGUGCAACACACCCUCCGUCGGGAGAAACUCCUCGACCGCCUCCGAGAGGAGAAACUGGACGCUCUCAAACAGAAACUGACUAAGGGAGGCACGGUGGAGUCAGAGGAGGCUGACCGCCUCACCAUCGAAGACAUCCCAGAGGACGAGAUGGACAUUAGCAGCUGUAACCUAGACGACGGCUCCUUCCUCCACCCCUACCCCUCCAAGAGGAGACAUGCCCUGCUGAAGGCUGCGGGGGUGAAGGUGGAGAAGGACGAGAAGAGACAGCUGCAGCAGCUCAGAGUGUCCAGGGAGGAUUGUGGGUGUGACUGCCAGGGGUUCUGUGAGCCAGAGACCUGCGCCUGCAGCCUGGCAGGCAUCAAGUGUCAGAUGGACCACUCGUCAUUUCCCUGCGGCUGCACUAAGGAUGGCUGCGGUAACCUGGAAGGUCGUAAAGAGUUCAACUCCAGCCGGGUUCAGACCCACUACAUCCACACCAUCAUGAAGCUAGAGCUGGAGAAGAGACUGGAGGAGACGUCUGGACCAGAGGAAGGGGACCCGGGAGAGACCACCUUCUACUUCAGCUCAGAGCUGGCAUCGGUCGGGGAGAACAGCUGUAGCAGUGACAUGACAGACUCCUCUGCCUCCUCGGGGGGGAGUGAGGACUCAGAGGAAGGGGCGGAGUUAGGCCGGGAGGACGAUGUGGAUGAAAACGGGCUGAGCCGCAUCCUCAGCGACAACGACUAUAACGUAAACAACUACGUUGUUAAUGACAACCGCUGUUGCCCCGAGCAAUGGCUACAGCAGCAGCAGCAGCAGCAGGCAUCGUCCAUGACGACAACAACACGGAUGUUGGGAGGGUUUAGCACGGCAGACUUCCCAGAGGAGAAUGGCAAUCUCGAGGUGCACACAGACAACCGGGCCAUGGCCAUAUCACUGUUAGAUGAUAACGCUAACCAAGGCAACGGUCUGUUCCACCACAGCAGCUGCAGAAUCUCUAACCCCCCAUCCCCCUCAGUAGACUGCCCCAACACCCCAUCCCCCUCAGUAGACUGCCCCAACACCCCAUCCCCCUCAGUAGACUGCCCCAACACCCCAUCCCCCUCAGUAGACUGCCCCAACACCCCAUCCCCCUCAGUAGAUGGCACCGCUGCCAGCUACAUGGACCUCAGCCUUUCCUCAGAGUCCCAUCUGGAGUUCUUUGAUGGUUUCUGUCUGGGUCCUUCCUCCCUCUACAACUCCCUAACGGAGUACCAACACAUGGACAACUUCUUUCACUUCCAGUUGCCUAGUUAUGCCAGCAACCAAUCACAGGCCAUCGACCCCGGGACCUGCCUCCUGGAGUCUCUGAUUGGUCUGCCAGAAUCUGACCCAGAACCCCCUGCAACGUUCACAGACAAUCAGCUGUUGGAAGAAGCUGUCAGGGGUUAACUAUCGGGACCUGAACCGCCAACUGUGUUCUGGACUAUGUAGUGAAUUAGGGGGGAUGGGGGUCAGUGUAAACAGACUGCUGUUGGAAGAAGCUGUGAUUUCUCUCUUGCCUUCCAAUUGUUAGCAAAGCAGUUGGUAAUUAUCGCUUUAUGAAAUGGCAGCUAACGUUUCAGUUGGUAAUUAUCGCUUUAUGAAAUGGCAGCUAACGUUUCAGUUGGUAAUUAUCGCUAUAUGAAAUGGCAGCUAACGUUUCAGUUGGUAAUUAUCGCUUUAUGAAAUGGCAGCUAACGUUUCAUAAAAGUGAGAUUAAAAUAAGUAAUUUUCUACAUUGUAGAAAUAAUAGGGAAGACAUGAAACCUAUGAAAUGACACGUGUUGGGUUUUAUAUGUCGCUAAAUGUCAACCUCAGAAACCAAGAAUAGUACAGCUGGGUAUUAAUGAAUUCUCUGGGAAACCAAAAAUGGUUUUCAAAACACCUAUAACUUAUCUACAUAUUAUUAUUUUAAUUUAUUUCUUUUAUGAUUUUCUAUUUAUUUUCAGAUAAAAACCUACUAAAGCUAUGCUGAAGCAGCACUGUGGUUUGAUAUUUAUAACCUGGAAGUGCAAUCUUUCCUUAUGUAUCAAAAUGUGUCCCAAAUGGCACACUAUUCCCUAUGUAGUACCCCACUUCCCAUAGGGCUCUGGUCUAAAAUAGUGCACUAUAUAGGGAAUAGGGUGCCAUUUGAAACUGGAUCCGUAUUAGACAGUCGGCAAUAUGGGAUUAUAGAAAAGACCAUUGGGAAAGUAUUUAAUAUCUGUUCUCUUAUUGUUUAAACAACAUUUUGGUAGUUUGAUCUCAUUUAUGACAUGUUGGGCAAUAAGAGAUCUGUGUUUACUCAGGAGGGCUGUGACCUAAUCAUUCCCUAAACCCUACGCCAUUGUGGAGAUCUGAGGUGAUUUGAUUGGUAUAAGCAAUAUAAUGAAACUUCCACCUAGCCUAUCAGAGCGCGAUGGGGAGCUAUUACCAUAUGGACUGCACCGGUCAGAUCCAAUCAGCUCUCCACACGUGUAGGGUUGAGGGGUCGAUUCGGCCAACGUCACAGUGCUUCUGUUUGAGCUGUGGGACUGUACUGUGUUCCUAUUUUAUAAAUCAAAAUGUGGAAUUCUGGCUCUGCUGUAGAUACUGCUAUCUAUAAUGUUACCAUAGAGAAUCACUCUAAUAUUUUAUAAAUAAUUUGUGUAGAUUGAAAGAAUUCUAAAUCUGUGUCACUGAAAUAAUUUUAUUAAGAAAAUGCAAAUUGUGUAUUUUUUUUAUUUAAAUAUUGAAAUCUUUGUAAUAGAUAAAUAUAGACUUAAUAUGAAAGCUUUUGCUUUCCAGUAUUUUUCAUAUGAACUAUGAAAUCCCACUAAAACAAAAUGGAUUAGAAAAGUAUCCAUAUGGUUGUUGUGACUGAGACAACGUGAUAUAUUUAUGCAGAAAGACUCAGAAGUUGUGUGUUUGCCUCAUUAAGUCCUCAAGCAGACCUCAUUUGCUUAUGUGGAGAUCAUGUCAUUGAAAAAACCCCAAAGUCACCAACAGAACACAGCUUCUCUGGUGGAAAUGCAGCGAAAUAAAGACAUGGCAACUGGGGUAUUUAUUACAUUCCUGAAUGGAGAGCAAACCAGCAGUUUUUCACUCAUCGUCACUCUGACCGUUUUUAAAAAGCUGUUCAUUUCAUCCAAGUCCCUUUUUUGGACAGUUUAUCUUUUUUUUUUUUUAAUAAAACGUUUUCUUAAAUGCU